AUGAUGGCCUCGGCCUACCUCAACUCUGAAACCAAAAUUGGCUGCGUCUUCGGCACAGGUUGCAAUGGCGCUUACUUCGAAAAAGUCGACGCUAUUCCCAAGCUCGCCAACGAUAACUUGGACGGAGAAUCAUUCAUGGCGAUCAAUUGCGAAUGGGGUGCUUUCGACAAUGAGCAUGCUGUAUUGCCCUUGACAUCAUAUGACCUGGCCAUUGAUAACGACUCUCCGAGAAAGGGACAGCAGGCCUUUGAGAAGAUGGUUGCCGGACUUUAUCUCGGAGAGCUCUUCCGUCGUAUUAUUCUGGAGAUUCAUCAGAGGGAUCCGCAGACUUUCUUGGAGGGGCAGAGUAUUGAGAAACUACAAGAUACUUAUUGCCUUGACUCUUCUUUCCUAUCCUCUAUCGAAGAGGACACAUCAGAUGGUCUGCGAGAUGCCUACGAGACAUGCGUUUCAAGCCUGGGUAUCUCCCCAACACACGCGGAGCUUCAAUUUAUGAAAGGAGUCGCCAGACUCAUCACCGCCCGUGCUGCUCGUUUGUCAGCAACCGGUGUAGCAGCCAUCUGCCAGAAGCGUGAUCUGCAGGCAUGUCACGUUGGAGUCGAGGGCUCGCUGUUCGAGAAACAUCCCCAUUUCCAGUUGGAGUUGUCAAAGGCUGUCAGUGAGAUCCUUGCUUCUGAAGCUGCACCCGAGUCAAGAAAGGAUCAUGUGGAGUUUAUGCUUUCACCUGGUAGUGGCGUGGGCGCUGCUGUCAUUGCUUCCACCCUGAAACAGAGGUGA
Fusarium poae is the source of this 777-nucleotide messenger RNA. RefSeq lists its product as uncharacterized. Gene Ontology annotation, biological process: glycolytic process; intracellular glucose homeostasis; glucose 6-phosphate metabolic process. Bases 1 to 777 code for a protein of 258 amino acids. The transcript is spliced from 2 exons. NCBI's taxonomy places the organism in Eukaryota, Fungi, Ascomycota, Sordariomycetes, Hypocreales, Nectriaceae. Gene Ontology annotation, cellular component: mitochondrion; cytosol. The record is from RefSeq and is a predicted model, not a curated record. Gene Ontology annotation, molecular function: fructokinase activity; glucokinase activity; ATP binding.